AUGAUUCGGAUGGACCAGGUGGUUAUCAAAGGAAGCUUGAAUGGUGGUGUAAGGUGGUUGGAUGGUAUUUCCAGUGACAUUUACAAGGAAAAGGAGCUUCAAUUCCCCCUUCAGGCGGGUUGUCCGGUUAGUGGCUCACUGCUUAACAACUUAGGUGGUUGGAAACUUGGAUAUGAUUUAAUUUUAAGUUGUCCAUUUCAUGAAGAGUUUGAAGAGAUGAAACUGUCUCCAUCUGCUGACAGUAACUGGAUACAUGAGCUGUCCCCCGUGGCAAAUAUAGUUGUUCGUCGAUGUUCAAAAAUCCUGGAGAUUCCAACGGGUCAGCUUCAAGAAAACUUUAAUGAGGAGGCUCCUGAUGCUAUAAAAGAUCCAUCACGGUAUGCCCGGAAUUUUCUGGAAUAUUCUUGUUUCAGGGCUCUUUCUGUAUCCACACAAAUGAACGGUUACAUGGAGGACAAGAAGUUUCGACGUCUAACAUUUGAUAUGAUGCUUGCGUGGGAGCUUCCUGAUGCUGCUAGCCACCCUUCCAUGGAUAUAGAUGAGGAUGCAAGUGUGGGGAUAGAGGCCUUUUCCCGAAUUGCACCAGCAGUUCCGAUUAUAGCCAAUGUGAUCAUCAGCGAUUAUAUAUUUGAGUUUCUGACUGCAUCAACUGGAGGCCGGCUUCUGUUUUCUACCUUUGACAAAUACCUCAGUGGACUGGAAAGGGCUGUGAGAAAACUUAAAUCUCAAUCAGAGUCAUCUCUCCUUUCAUCCCAACGAUCUGGAAGAGGGGAAAGGGUUCUGGAACUGGAUGGCACGGUAACCACUCAGCCUGUUCUUCAACAUGUUGGGAUUUCAACUUGGCCUGGUCGGCUAACUUUGACAGAUCAUGCAAUGUACUUUGAAGCUCUACGUGUUGUAUCUUAUGAUAAGCCAACAGUUUAUGAUUUGGCUGAUGAUUUAAAGCAAUUUGUUAAGCCUGAGCUCACCGGUCCAUGGGGAACCCGCCUUUUUGAUAAAGCCUUCUUGUAUAAAUCCGUUUCCUUAUCAGAAGCAAUUGUUAUGGAGCUUCCGGAGCUCAAGGGACACACUCGGCGUGACUACUGGCUGGCUAUUAUCCGUGAAAUUCUAUACGCCCACAGAUUUAUACGUAAAUUCCAGAUAACUGGAAUCGAAAAAGACGAAACCCUUUUAAAAACGGUUUUUGGAAUCCUACGAGUUCAAGCCCUAAAAGACAUGAGCAGCUCCUCAAUCCCAUUGUCCUUCGAGGCCGGUCUUAUGUUCAAUGUCUGUGAUCAACUUCCAGGUGGCGAUCGGAUAUUGGAAACAAUUGCUGACAUGUCAAUUUGUCGAGAUGAUGUAAAGAGCAGCGAAAAGGGAAUGUAUUCUAUAUCGGCUAGCACUAUGGCUUCUAGCUUAGGGUUUGUGUUUGGGACAAGUUGCAAUAUUGUUAAUGAGGCCGGGGGGAUUACGGUUGGUGAUGUUUGUGUUGGGGAGUUAACUCCGUUAGAGAAAGCGGUGAAAGAAUCCAGAAGCACUUAUAAGAUGGUUGCAAAUGCACAAGCUACAGUUGAUGGAGUUAAAGUUGAGGGGCUUGACACUAACUUGGCUGUCAUGAAGGAGUUGCUGUUUCCAGUUACUGAACUUGGGAAUCAUCUUGUGAAGCUAUAUUACUGGGAAGAUCCUGUGAAGUCUCUUCAGUUCUGUUUGGUAUUAACAUACGUCCUUUACAGGGGAUGGUUUUGUUAUGUUUUCGCGAUGCUGCUUUUGUUUGUUGCACUGUUUAUUAUGAUUACACGGUAUUCAAGCCGAGGGCGGCCGGUGGAUGAAUUCAAGGUGAUAGCACCGCCACCUAUGAACACAAUGGAGCAGCUUUUGGCAGUCCAAAAUGCAAUUUCUCAAGCUGAGGAGUUAAUCCAAGAUGGAAACGUUGUUCUUCUUAAACUACGCGGUCUAUUGCUCUCCAUAUUCCCACAGGCGAGUGAUCGAUUUGCAAUUGCACUUGUGAUGAUGGCGAUUGUUUUGGCUUUUGUACCGAUGCAAUUUGUGAUUCUACUUGUUGUGUUGGAGGAAUUCACAAAGUACUCCCCUCUCAGGAGUUCAAGCACCGAACGGUUGGAACGCAGAUUCAGGGAGUGGUGGUUUAGCAUUCCAGCAGCUCCGGUUGUACUUGAAAAACUUAAAGAGGACAAGAAAAAAAAUAGUAAUGUGGUAUAUACUAGUUACUUGGUGUCUGCAAGGCGAAUCCACACUGGAAUUGUAACCCCUAUGUACAAACGUUCUCUUUUUGCCCAAAUACUCCCAUUUCCUUCCUCUACUCUUUCUUCUUCACAAACGUCGCUCCUGUUGCUCCCUCCCACUGACUCCAAUUACAACUCUACGCCGUCCCAUCCGGACAUCGCCUCCGCCAGAGAUGAAGUCUUCGCCAUCGCCACUGGCAGUGAAGCCCUCCGCCCCCUCAUCGAUGUCUAUUCUCUUCAACCCCUUUCUCUUGCAACUCUAAUUAUGUAUGCGUCCGUUCGAUCUGUAAUGCCGAGGUUGCCGCAACCGCCGUCUUCGCCUUCACAUUCACCUCCGACUCUGACUGCUUCACCUGUUCCGCUUUCGCCUCCGACAUCUUCUACAGGUUAGCCCACUUCGUUCUUCCAAGUGAGGAUGAAUAUUGGAAAACAACUGAUUUUGAUAAACAGAUUACAAGGAUAUUACUACUGGUCAGGUAUACAUCUUGUAAGAUGUUGUCAUGUACUAGUUUGAGAGCAACAAUGGAACACAUUUAUUAGAUUUGAUGUUGUUUUGCUUAAUAUUGUUGUUGUUUUUUGAGUUUCGAUG
Lactuca saligna is the source of this 2808-nucleotide messenger RNA. The record is from the annotation of a GenBank genome assembly. Lineage: Eukaryota; Viridiplantae; Streptophyta; Magnoliopsida; Asterales; Asteraceae.